Molecule: messenger RNA, 879 nt
Organism: Arthroderma uncinatum
Lineage: Eukaryota; Fungi; Ascomycota; Eurotiomycetes; Onygenales; Arthrodermataceae
Exons: 2
Coding region: 1-879 (292 amino acids)
Source: RefSeq, a predicted model, not a curated record
AUGAAAUUCUCAUUGAAUGUCGCGCUUCCAUUGCUGCUGCUAUCUUCAAGUGCCGUGUCGAGAAGCAUCCUCCAGACAACAGAUGUGGCAACAGUCGACGAAGUGAAGCAUGCUGAGAAUGCGCCCGUCUUUAUAGAUGGACCGAAACAUGUUGUCGACCUGGAGAAGCGGAAAGGCGGAGGAGGAGGUGGCCGCGGCGGAGGCGGUGGAAGUCGUGGAGGCGGAGGGCGGAGCGGAGGUGGAAGUGGUGGUCGAGCGGGAGGCGGUGGCAGACCCGGCGGAAGUAGCGGAGGAGGUCGCGGCGGCGGAACUCCCAGGCCAGCCAACGCUGGAGGUACUUCACGCUCGGGAUCAGGUACUCCUCGCAACUUUGGCGGAGGGAGAGUUUACGGCGGAGGCGCCAGUGUGCCAUUCCGCGCCGGUAGCAAGUCGCCUCUAGGUCGUCGCCUGCCAUUCUUCCUGCCUCUUGCUGCACUCGCAUUCUUCCCUGGACUCUGGCUCUUUGGUGUCUACGCCUACGCCCACUCAGACCCGUACAGAUGGCACAACCGAACCUCCAUGAUGAACCAGUCUUUCCCCGUAACUUGUCUAUGUCAAGAAUACUCCGUCUGCGGAUGCGAAGACAACAACAACAACACCUAUAUCGAGUCAUUGCUAAACACGAGCGAUCCAAACAACCUCACAAGCGCAUCGCCCAUCGUCAGAGUUGCAGAUGUCAAUGGCACCACCACCAUAUUCAUCAACGGCACCCUAGAGAAUGGUACAACUGCUCCAGAUCCAAACGCCCCAGAUUUAAGUAUGGCACCACCCAGGCUACUGAGGAUCAGUGGCUACUGGCCUAUGGCUUUCAUGGUUCUCUCGGCCGUUCUAUUGCUAUAG